UUUUUUUUUUUGCAAACUUUGGACAUCUGUAGAAAAGUGAUUAUUUAAGUUUUAUAUAUAAUACAAUACACGUUAAACAACUCAGGAAUUAACGCGGCCAAUACUAAACCUAAGUUAAUGUCAUGAACGAUAGUUUCGAAAGUAAUAGCAGCCAAGGGACUGCGGAUACACCUCUCCCUUUACCGCAUAUACCGAUAGUGACAUCAGUCGGUUGCUGUCUCAUACUUUCCGUCAUAUAUGUAGCCAGUUUAUAUGUUUGGAAUACCAAACAUAAUCGGGAUCACCCGUCGACGGUUAAGCGACGUUUUGUCAGCGUUAUCAUCGUUAUGCUGAUAGCGCCAUUUUUCGUAUAUAAAUUUUCUUCAAGAGAGCUACUGGAGCGCGCCACAUUUGCAGAAAUAUUGGGUUUGAGAUGGCAGGGACUAUUUCUGGCCAUUACAAUACCGUAUUUGCUGACAAUGCUUUUAUUUUUGGGUCCACUGUGCGUACAGAUGCAAAAUGAGUCUUUAAAAAUAUUUAUGGAUACUGAGUUUUGGAUUGGUUCAUUUAAAAAUAUACUCUGGAUACGCAACCAUGUUAUGGCGCCAAUCAGUGAAGAAUUCGUUUUCCGCGCUUGUAUGAUGCCAUUAAUUCUGCAGAGUUUUUCACCCUUGACAGCUGUGUUCAUUACACCGCUUUUCUUUGGCACUGCGCACAUACACCAUAUUGGCGAACGCCUCAGUUUGGGUAUGGAAUUGAAAACUGCCUUAGUGAUAUCAUGCUUUCAGUUAACUUACACCACAGUCUUUGGUUUCUACUCCGCAUUUCUCUUUGCGCGCACCGGUCAUUUUGUCGCACCAUUCCUUGUGCAUGCAUUUUGUAAUCAUAUGGGCUUGCCUGAUGUCCAAGAGCUGUGGCAACAACAUAUAGUACGUCGUAUUAUACUUAUUUUAUGCUACAUUAUUGGUUUUGUUGGUUGGAUUAUAUUACUGCCAAUCGCCACACAGCCUUCACUAUAUUCUAACAAUUUGUAUUGGAAUAAUUAAAAUAUUGAACAAAAGUAGCAACAAUUGAAAUUACAUUAGUACACAAAUAUUGAAAAUGAUCAAUAUUCAUUAAGCAUAAUGUUUUAUAUGAGUAACUACGAAAUUAAAAUAUGUUUCAUACAUACAUA
This is a messenger RNA of Bactrocera latifrons, 1153 nucleotides long. RefSeq names its product CAAX prenyl protease 2 (gene Sras). The transcript is spliced from 3 exons. The coding region runs from base 123 to 1025 and encodes 300 amino acids. The record is from RefSeq and is a predicted model, not a curated record. Gene Ontology annotation, biological process: CAAX-box protein processing. Gene Ontology annotation, molecular function: metalloendopeptidase activity. Lineage: Eukaryota; Metazoa; Arthropoda; Insecta; Diptera; Tephritidae. Gene Ontology annotation, cellular component: endoplasmic reticulum membrane.